GAGUAUGGAGCAGUAAUUAAUAAUUAGAAUUAUCUGCUAAAGCAAACAACUGCAAAGCAGACCUGUACUUGAUUCUUCUCAGUCCCUAGUUUGAGUGAAUCCUUUAGGUGUCAAUGCCAGGCUACUGUGUUACCAUUGUCAUCAAUAUUCUUAGCAUAAUCGUAAUUAAAGAAAGUUAGUGACAACUUAAUUGUUGAGGUGAUGGCAGAACCAAAACUCAUAAUAAUUAGAGACGUCGACUCGUAUAGUGCCUUCAAGUUUAUAAAGCACUCUUGAGUGGUCCUUCUAAGUAUACGUUAUUCACUUUUAACAAACAGAACCAGUCAUGGUGCCUGGCUCUUGUUAUCCAAGCACUCAGGAGGCUGGGGCAUGGGCGUCACAAGUUCAAGACCAGCCCACGUGCUAAGAGGAGGAGGAGUUGUAAUUGAUAGAAUAAUGCAGUGCUUAACGAUGGGACUUUGUACUGAGAACACCACCAUGGUGUGGUUUCAUUGUGAAAACUUCAUCAGUAUGUAUGCACAUCUGUAUGGUACAGACAUCAGCACAGCUAGGCUGUAUGGAGUAUAUGUGUGUGUGUGUGUGUGUGUGUGUGUGUGUGUGUGUGUGUAUGCCUAUUGCUGCUGGAGUCAUGAUGAGUAAAACAUGAAAUGAAGUCAAACACAAGAGAAAAUGGUGCCGGGAGAUUCUGAAAGCAUGGAAUGAAUGUGUGAGGCUGCUGCCAGCUAAUGUAACAGGCUGUUUCACUAUAGAUGUUUGUAAGUUUGUAUUCCAAGAUAAUAACAGAAAGUGUAGUCUAAUGAAUGUAUGCAAGCCAGUAAUAUAGCUUUUUGUCAUUUCAAGUUGUAUGAACUGUACAUACAUAUUUGUAUAUGAUUGACAUCACAAACGUGUGUAAUGUGUCAGAGCUUUAACACUGAUGACUAAGGUGUCUGUAGGCGAUGGGAACUUUAGCACUAUUAGAAUCUGUGGGACUACCACACACAUGCAGUCUAGUAUUUCAUUGUAUGUAGGGCGUGACUACUUUUUGUUAUACAUCAGUUUCAGGAGUCAGAAAGAACAUGCCCUGUUUGGCAUGGUGGCACACAACUGGAAUCCUAAUGCUCAGGAGCCUAAGGUUCAAGGAUAACAAGUCAAGGCCAGUCUGAGAAAAAUAGUAAGACAUUGUUUAGGGGGAAAAAAGUAACAAUUUAUAAUUGAAAAGUAACGAUAUAGUGACUGCCAUGUAUUGGGCAAUAGGUUUUGUAACAGCUACUUAAGGCUCCUUUGUUCUUUUUAUGUAGAAUUCAAUUCAUUUUAUAGAUGAGGAUCUCGAAGCAGUAAAACCUGUAGUACUCUAAGCCACACCCUUCAUUAAUCAUUGCCAGCAGUAGGAUUCAGAGACAGAUGCGUUCUUAGAAUAGAGCCCAGUGGUACAUGGAAGGAGAGAGCUGAAGUGUGGAGCACAGGCGUGCUCUAACAUGCUGAGAAGACAGUUCACCCAGUCUUUUGGUUAUGUGGUGCGAGCCCCAGCCUGGAAGGAAGGGCAGCUUUUCUUCUGACUCAGAGGCCACUACUUCCACUCUCCUCACAAUAGUGAACCACCAUUCUCUCAAUUUAGUGAGCGAUUGAAUCGUUCGUACAUGUUCAAGUUUCUCUUGCUUGACUCAGACUGUAGACGGACGCAGUGCAACAUUACCCCGUAUCUUAUUACCCAGAAAGCUGCCUGAGAAACUAGUCUAAACUGACCGUUUCUUUCCUAUCAGAAACUCUACGGUGGCUCCCUGUCUGUAGGAUUGAUACCACAAUAAGGUGAUGAAACCCAUCAGGAUCUAGCUCUGCUGGUCCACUUAGUCCUGUCUCUUUGCUGACAGGUUUUGUGCUCCACUUCACCACAGUCACACUAGCCGACUGAAAGCCUCCACAGUUCACUCUUGUCUGUAUCUUAAACCAGCAAGCUUACUGCUUCUCACCCCAUCACUUGGCUGACCCGAUAUCUUUACUCUUUAUAGUCCAGUUCAUUUAUUCCUGCACUCAUUUAGCCAGCAAAUACGUGCCAGAGCCUAUUACAGAGCAUGCCUGGUUGUAGAUGAACAGAUAAAGCCCUCUGUGUAAGUGAGGGGGUGCAGUGAAGAGACCACAGAGGUAGCAACCUCUUCAGAGACUUGGGUGCCUGGAGGAGAAGAUACAGUAAUGGCUUUUACUGACAAAUGGAAACCCACUCUACAAGGUGACUGUGGAACACUGAGUGUUCCCUGGGUCAGCAAAGAGAGAAGAUAGGGAGAGGAGCAGACUGGUGAUUACCAGAACUAUGGGAGCAGAGAAGAUAGCAGAAAUGGUGGGAGAGUCCUGCCCAUUCUAAGUGGCUGUGCUGAGGCUGGAAGAAGGCAGCUUGGUUGGGAUAGCCUGGGAACUGUUGUGGGGCCUCUGAUCUGUUGGAAGCCUGUUUGGUUUAGUAGAGACUAGAGGCCCUCUCCAGAGAUUAGGGCCCUGUAGGAGAACAUAAUAGUGUAAUGGCUUUUCCUGGCAAACAGAAACUCACUUUAGAAGGUUUCUAAGGAACACUGAGUGUUCACCAGGUCAGAGUCCAGCCUGGGAUGAGCACAGACUACCAUCUUGGGGAGUUGGGAUCUGAUAUUGUGGAUCUUUUAUUUUUUAGCAUGCAUUGAGUAUGUAUACUAAUUGUGACCUCUGAGAGUGAGAAUUAUUAUGGAGAAAUAAGCAGGGAACAAGGCACAGAGGUGGCAAGGGUAUUGUCAGGUAACAGCCCAGCAACUGGAUGAUAUUUGAGCACAGCUUCAGGAGGGGAGGUAGUAGAUGAUGUUUGACCAGAACUGAGGGAAGUAAGGUAGGGAAUUGUGUGACUAUCUGCAAAAGAAUGUUGUAGGCAGAGUAGGUAGCUAGCUUGACCCAGUGUUACCCUCUCAGAAAGUCCUUUGCUGGAGUCUUGAUCUGCACAGCUGUGCCUUUUCUGUUUGCUCUUGUGUUUAUCUCUAAGACAACAUUCACUACUUCAUAGUUAUCUGUGUGCAUAUCUGCUCCCAUUACUCAUUGUUCUAACCUUGAGAACAGGUGUCUCCUCAGCACCAGGGUAAGUACCUGAUAUAUAUAGGCCCAGAAAUGUUUAUUGAAUAAAUACAGAGGAAUGACUCAUUGGCCUAGUUCCUGUCUUCCUCUCUCUCUCUUUCUUUCCCCUUUCUUUCUUCCUUUCUUUUUUCUUAUUUGUAUAAAUUAUUUGUAAGAUAGGCCUUAGGUGACAGAUAAUCUUAAAGAAGAUUAAAUCUUAAAGUUUAUUUUAUUUUAUUUUUCUGUUUGGCCUGAGUCCCUUCUCUGGCUUCUGGGAAGUGGGGCUUCUGGGCUCUUUCAGUUUCUGGAGGCUUCUACUAUCAUUGUCGCAGACUGGCUAGCCUAGCAAAUGGCAGCUAGACUUUUACAAAGACCCAUGUAGCUGAAUUUGCACAAAUGUAAUCUCCAGGGGGCUGGGAGUAAGAGCAAACCCAAAGCCAGAGUAGCUAUCCCUUGAGCCCCAAACAGCGGGUCACACAUAUGAGUGUGGUUUUUUAACACACUUGGCACCCCAGCCAAAGCUUUGUUAGAUCACUCAGAACAGAGAUCACAGCACCAAGAUGCAUACCUUGAGAACCUCCACCCUCUGUUGUGUAUACCCCUCACACAGUGACUAGAGGACAACGCUCUCUUCCUAGCACAGAUGAGAAAGCAGGCUGUCUUUUAUCCAAGGCAUCAGGAUGGGGAGAAAGCUUCCCGUGUGCUUUGUUAAUCUCGAAUGUUUCUCCGAUGGGUUUGAGUGACCUGGGAACUCAAUGGCCGCAUCUAACGAACAGAGUUGCUGGAUGAAGAAGCCAUGGAAGAAGCCCCAUCCUGCUCCCUCAGCAGCACCCUGUUCCAGCAGGACGAGCAGGAUGGGGUGACCUACCGCAUCCCAGCCCUGCUGUACCUUCCUCCCACCCACACCUUCCUGGCCUUUGCAGAGAUGCGCACCUCAAGGAGAGAUGAGGAUGCUGCCUACCUGGUGCUCAGACGAGGGGUGCUGAAGGGUCGCUCUCUACAGUGGGGCCCCCAACGGCCACUGAUGGAGGCCACGUUACCUGGGCAUCGCACUAUGAACCCGUGUCCUGUGUGGGAGAAAAACACUGGCUGUGUGUACCUGUUUUUCAUCUGUGUGCGGGGCCAUGUUACUGAGAGGUGCCAGGUUAUGUGGGGCAAGAAUGCUGCCCGUCUCUGCUUCCUUUGCAGUGAGGAUGCCGGCUGCUCCUGGGGUGAAGUCAAAGACUUGACUGAGGAUGUCAUUGGCUCAGAGAUGAAGCGCUGGGCCACGUUUGCUGUGGGCCCAGGUCAUGGCAUCCAGCUGCACUCGGGGAGGCUGAUCAUCCCUGCCUAUGCCUACUAUAUCUCACACUGGUUUCUCUGCUUUCCAUGUUCUGUCAAACCUCAUUCCCUGAUGAUCUACAGUGAUGACUUAGGAGUCACAUGGCACCGUGGCAAAUCCAUUGGGCCCCAGGUGACAGGGGAGUGCCAAGUGGCAGAAGUGCCUGGGAAGGCUGGUGACCUGGUGUUGUACUGCAGUGCCCGAACGCCAAGCCGAUUCCGAGCAGAGGCUUUUAGCACUGAUGGUGGUGGCUGCUUUCAGAAGCCAGUCCUGAACCCACAACUCCAUGAGACUCCCAGAGGCUGCCAAGGUAGUGUAGUGAGCUUCCGGCCUUUGAAGAUGCCAAACAUAUGUCAAGACUCAAAUGGUAAAGAUGCUCCCGCUACUCAGAAAUGCCCUCUGCUGGACAGUUCUCUGGAGGUGGAGGAUGGAGCUGGAGCACCAUCAGGAACAUGGCUCUUGUUCUCACAUCCAACUAACAAGAAGAAGAGAAUUAACUUAGGCAUCUACCACAACCGGAACCCCUUGGAGGUGAAUUGCUGGUCCCGCCCAUGGAUCUUGAACUGUGGGCCCAGUGGCUACUCUGAUCUGGCUGUUGUGGAAGAACAGGGCUUGUUGGCAUGUUUGUUUGAGUGUGGGAAGAAGCAUGAGUAUGAGCGGAUUGACUUCCGUCUGUUUUCAGACCAAGAGGUUCUGAGCUGUGAAGACUGUUCCAGCCAUAGUAGCGACUAAAGCCAAAUCAAGACUGAUGGGUGAGGCCCAGCAUUCCACAGAAAGGACUGGCAGCUACAGCCAGGAUAGAAGAGGUCUCCACCAUCUAGAGAAAAAUCUAAAAGCUAAUAAUCUGCUCUUUGCAUUUUUUUUCCACUUUUCCCUUCAAUGAGCAUAGUGGAAAUUGUGCCAUAUCUUACAUAACAAGGCUCUUGGGCUGAGAGUUUGGAGAUUGCGGUAGGAUUUCUUCUCUUCCCGUUUAAAGGAGAGGCCAUGUGCUCACUUCUGUUCCACAAACCCUGGAUUCUGAUCUUAAUGGGAGCCACAGACUUGUCUUUUCAAAUGAUUCACUGCUCACCUGAGUAUUAGGUGAUAUGUAGGUGCUUUGGCCAGAAGAAAGAUCUGUGUUGUUGUAUUUUUAAUAAGAAAAAAUGCCCUUAUCUUUCCAAUCAUGCCCAGAGCUGUGCAAAUUCUCUAUCUUAUAAGACUUGAGAAAGCAGAAUCUAAGGUCAGAUCCCCCUUCCUCAUCCAGAAAAAAUUUACUAGGGAGAAAAUGAGAAACCUGAGCCAGCUGCCCUUGACAAUGGUUGAUAAUGGUGCUUAUUGCUUUUGAUGCCAUUGCCUCUGUUACACAUGAAUCUGAGUCAGGGGUUCUUGGCUUACUUCAGCUGCAUCCACCCAUUUCCAAGUGGACAUUCAAACACUGCUGAACAGUCAACCAAAAUGAGAGCUGUGUGUGCUAGCCUGGUUCCAGGUUAGUCACAAUGCUUCUUGGAGCCGGGCUUUUAUUUAAUGCCAAGAGCCAUCUAGGAGAGGCUAAAAGCUAGCAGGUGAUCUUCCUGAGAUGGUUUCACCAUGGACUGUGAACCAUGAUGGAUGAGCCCUUUCAGGCAAGGCCAAAGGGACAACACUGUAGGAAAGAUUCCUGUGUGUGUGUGUGUGUGUGUGUGUGUACAUAUAUACGUAUACAUGUGUGUAUGUGUUUUCUUGUAAUGAUGCUAUAUAGACAAAUAGGUGAUUUCUUAAUUCUUAAUGAUGAUCCUAUAAGAAUUCUUAAAAUUAUACUAGUAAUUAUUAAGCCCUUUAUAAUAGGACUGCUGUUAAAACCCUCUCUGAUAUGAAAACUACAGCCCUCUCUGAUAUGAAAACUGCAGUGAGAACUCUUCCAGUCUUUACCUGUCAUGAGUUAAUUAUUUCUAAGAUAGAAAUCAGGCAUUUACGACUUAAAACACAUUUCUUAGAGCUGUAAAACAAUUAACCAAAGGUCAUAAAAGAGAACAAAAGAUUUAUUGUAGGUGCUAGGACAAAAGGUAAAAUAUUGACUGGGUUUAUUUAUAGCAAACUUCAUUGUUAACUUAGACACAAGAAUUAUGGUAUUUAACUUUCAAUGAACCUGUGGAGAUAGUGACAGAAAAGAAAUGUCUAGUUAGAUAACUACUCUUAAUGGAAAUUCACAUAAACAUCUCUGUUGCAAAUUUCCUUUUGAUUUUAUGUUUAAAGUUGUGGUGAAUGUUUGAAUUAGACACCACAUGAGCAUGUAUUCUGAGAAAAUAAAGAACUAAGAAUGAACAACUCAGAACAUGAGGAUGUAGAGCAGAGUGAGUUAGAUAGUUUUAAUAGGUUUUCCUCCAUCUUUUUUCUUCUCUUAGAAAUAAGGAUUAGAAUCCCUUUUUAAAGUGUCUCCUUUCUUUUUCUUCCAAAAAGUGACUUCCCUAGCUGACAAGGAAUUAAAUAAGCUGUCAGCUUUAGGUGCUCGGGCCUGUGGAGAAAAGAACAAAGGAUCUCUUUUAAGCAACAGGUGUCAACUUGCCUCUGACCUCAAGAGUAGCUUAAAGUCAAAAUAGGUAAAUGUUAUUAUAGAAAGCACACAAUCUCUCACAAGACCAAGUCUUCCCCCCCCCCGCCCUGCACCCCACUACUGAUGAUGCUCUUUGCUAUUUACCUUCAGCUACUUUCAAGAGAGAAUCUGAGCUCCAGAGCUGGUCUCCAGCAAUCUCGGUUGGGCCUGGUCUUGCAUUGUAAGAUGUACCAAGCCUAAAGCCAAGUUGUGAUGUGUGGGGUUCUCAUUUUACCAGUAUUUCCCUUUUGUCCUUGAUUGGGUUUUGCAUGACUGUUACUCCUCCAGGACUCCAAGGGAGAUGCUGAGCUCAUAAUAUUCUGAGUGUGUCUUCCCUGGCUCUGUGAUGCCAGGUCCAGACACAUCACUACGCCAUAACCACUGCCAUCACUUAGAACAAUAGUUUUUAACUUGUGGGUCAUGCCUGCUUUCACAGAGGUCCCCUAAGACCAUCAGAAAAUAAAAUUCAUUCUUCCAAGUUGAAUGGGGUGUUGCCAGGAGCUGGCAUGUCUCAAUGUUAAAAUGCCUCAAAUUUAUAAAAAUAACCUUUAAAUGC
Messenger RNA from Mastomys coucha (southern multimammate mouse), 7467 nucleotides. It is a transcript of the gene Neu3, whose product is annotated as neuraminidase 3. The coding region runs from base 3839 to 5095 and encodes 418 amino acids. The transcript is spliced from 3 exons. Gene Ontology annotation, cellular component: cytoplasm; lysosome; membrane. NCBI's taxonomy places the organism in Eukaryota, Metazoa, Chordata, Mammalia, Rodentia, Muridae. The record is from RefSeq and is a predicted model, not a curated record. Gene Ontology annotation, molecular function: exo-alpha-sialidase activity. Gene Ontology annotation, biological process: ganglioside catabolic process; oligosaccharide catabolic process.